Solanum verrucosum is the source of this 816-nucleotide messenger RNA. Its product is annotated as NAC domain-containing protein 2-like. The record is from RefSeq and is a predicted model, not a curated record. Gene Ontology annotation, molecular function: DNA binding. NCBI's taxonomy places the organism in Eukaryota, Viridiplantae, Streptophyta, Magnoliopsida, Solanales, Solanaceae. The transcript is spliced from 2 exons. The coding region runs from base 1 to 816 and encodes 271 amino acids. Gene Ontology annotation, biological process: regulation of DNA-templated transcription.
AUGAGCAUCACCCAUGAUUCUCCAAUGUCAAAAUUAGGAGUCAGGUUUCGACCCACUGAUGACCAACUUAUUCGCUAUCUAAUAAAAUUUGUUGCUUCUAACAAUUAUGUUUGCAACGAUAUUCAAUUUGAAGAUCUUUAUGGGAGUAAAAAGCCAUGGGAGUUAUUGAAAGGCUCAUCAGAUACUAAAUAUUUCUUUACUCAAUUAAAGAAGUUAAAAUCGGACCAUACAAGGUUUAUUCGGACUUUGGUUGGAGUAGGAAGUUGGAAAGGGAAGGCUAAAGGAAAACCGGUAGGGGCAAAGAAAGUUGGGAUCAAAAGAAGUUAUAACUAUGAAGAAAAUAAAAAGGAUAAUGAGGAUGAAGUUAAUGAUGUUUCUUGGAUUAUGAAAGAGUAUAGUCUUGACGACAAAGUAAUAAAGUUGUUAAGAAAUAGAGGUAUAAUGAAGCACAAGGAUGUUGUUUUGUGCUACACUAGGUGUAAAGUUAAAGAAUCAGGAAAUCAUAUGCCUACAACAACUGCCAAUGAAAAUGACGAUGAUACACAACCCCAGGGGCCUAUCUGCACUGGUGAAUCAAUGGUGAAGCCAUUGCAAAAUAUUGAAUCAGGAUAUGUUGGAUGUGAUGAUGAGAAGAUGAACGAUAUGACAACACAACCCCAGUGGCCUAACUAUAAUAGUAUUCAGUCAUUGCUAUUAGGAGACUAUAAUGAUCCAUCAACAUUGACUAAUGAGAUGAUGAACAUCACUGCAACACAAUAUACUUCUGUUGAUGAUUUUUUAAACAGCAGCCAAAGCUUCUCGUCGUUACUGGGAUGA